[Torrubiella] hemipterigena is the source of this 6438-nucleotide messenger RNA. Lineage: Eukaryota; Fungi; Ascomycota; Sordariomycetes; Hypocreales; Clavicipitaceae. The record is from the annotation of a GenBank genome assembly.
AUGGCCGAAAAGAAUUCGACCGAUACGCUCGACGACUUUGCCGUUGUGGAGCGAGACAAUGUGCCUGUUGUGCCUCUGAUGGCGGGCGAAAGCCUACACGACAAGAGAAAGAAGGUCUUGGACUGGCUCCAGCCCACCGACUAUCUUUCCCCUGGUAAUGAAUACAUGAAACAUCGACAUGCCCAUAUACCAGGGACAGGCGAAUGGGUACAAGCUUCGCCUAUAUUUCGCUCAUGGUGUGGCGAGUCCCAACCUGAUAAGGUUGGGUUAGACACCGAUUCCGGAUAUCACUACAUUGCUCCAAAGACAGCACACAGCGCUUCGUGUCUCCAUAUUCGCGGCGUAGCCGGUAGUGGAAAAUCCGUCUUUUCCGCCAGCACAAUCCAUCAACUGCAGAGAGCUGGUCAUAUUGUUCUCUUCUUCUUCUUCCGCCAAAUCGUCGACAAAAACCACGCGGCAAAGUAUCUUGUUCGGGAUUUCGCUGCCCAGCUACUCCCACACUGUGAUGCACUUGUUAGCGAACUCAUCCAAUUGUCGACGAGCAUCGCUAUUAGUGAUGUCGGUAUAGGUCCACUUUGGUCGGCUGUUUGCAAGAUGCUUGUUGAGGGAAAUGUUGGUCAGCAAGUCUUUUGCGUGGUGGAUGCCCUGGAUGAGAUGGAUAAUGAAGACUUCCCAGACAUGAUGGAACGGCUCAUCACGCUGGGUUUAUCAAAUCCUCAGACGGUGAAGAUGAUGGUUACUGGUCGGCCGUUGCCAAAGAUUGAACUGGCCAUUCAGAACAAGGGCAUUGUGCAGCUCAAACUGGAUCCAGUUUUGCUAUCUCCAGACGUGGCCCGAUAUGUAGAUGCUCGAAUGGCAUCUCUUGAGCCUAGGCUCAGUGACGAUAGAUGCAGCCUCGUCACAACUGCCAUUUGCCAAAGAGCCAGUGGAUUAUUUUUACAUGCUCGUCUUAUAACGGACAACUUGGCUCAAAACCUUCAAGAAGGGCGCAUUACAGAAGAAACUCUACCUGAGAGUUUGGAAAGCCUCCCGAUGUCGUUGCGACACGUUUAUGAAGAGAUGCUCAGAGAGAACUCUAUGCGUAGCGGUGUAUCCAUGAAUGAUCAAGCAAAGAUCCUUACUUGCGUAACUCAUGCGAGCCGACCGUUGCGAUUAAUCGAGUUGGGCUCACUCGUUGCACAAAUGCUUAAUGCCGACUUGAAAAGGGGCAAGGAACUUGUACGUGCAAGCUGUGGAAGAUUGCUAGAGCUACUGGAGGAUGAGACUGUUAGUGUCAUCCAUCACUCGUUCACCGAGUUUCUCCACGAUAAUGAUCGAUCUGCGCUGCCAGAUGCCUUCCCUGUACUUGAAAAUUCUCCGGCUCACGACAUGUUCGUUGUCCUUUGUUUGGAAUAUUUGAACAGCUGCCCGCAUUUUGAUCCUGGGGAAAACUCACACGACUACGAUCUGGAAAAUUCGACAUACCGAGCAGAGCAAGCUAGGCGAAAUGCCAUUAGGACGGAGCUGCGACUUAGCCACCCGCUGGCUGCAUAUGCUAUCGAAAACCUUGGCUUCCAUUUCACCAAAAGUGGUAACAUGCCCAAUAACCGUGGAAUUAAAACGCUGGAUGCAUAUUUCAUGCCCAAUCGCCCUGCCUUUGAAACAUGGAUCCUUAUGAAUUGUCCCCCCGACAUUAGUACGCGCACCAGUUCCUUGCAUCUUUUUAUCAAUACAGCACAGGAUAACGCCAUGCCGCUCUUCGUUAUUCAGCAUAUAGUUCAAGCAAACCCUUUACUAGUUGAUCUUACCGAUUGUCUGGGCAGAACACCGCUGAACAUUGCAGCGAAGAUUGGACGGUGUGACGUAAUGCAGUUACUACUAUCUAAAGGCGCUAAUCCAGAAACCGGAGACAAUACUGGGCAGACACCACUUCAUUCGGCGAUAUUAGGAGGCAGAGAGUCAGCCACCCAACUGCUUUUGGAUGCUGGUGUUGAUCCGCUAAUUAAGACACUACCAGUGUACGAUGGUUGGAGCGUGGCAUUUGAUUGCAGAGUUCAACUUAGUGAGGAGCAGGCACAGAAGAGAUGUAAAACCGCACUCUCAAUGGCCAUGAGCGGCCAAAGUCUGGCUAUUAGAACGAAGUUCCUCUCCUUGGUCCCUGUUGCUGAAAAUACGUCUGUUUUCCACAGUGCAGAAACCGUCGACACCCUUGAAGCAAUUCUAAAGACUGGUACAGUCGAUAUUAACUCAUAUGGCCCGAAACGUGAAUAUCCAUUCAGAAGAGACUUCCAAACAACAAAACUUUUUGAAGUGGCUGCAACCAAGAAGCUUGACAUGGCUCAAGUUCUUCUCAACUAUGGGGCUGAUCCAAUGCGACGCGAGCCGGGCCAACCUACUGUUCUACACGCUAUGGCUGGUUCACAGAGGCCAUAUAAUACUUGGUACAAAGAAGAUCAAGAAAAGCUCAAUGAUCUAGUCAAGUCGCUUGUGCAUGCUGGCGCGGAUAUUAAUGCUACAAUGGACGAAAGGAAGCCGCAGAAUGACGGCGGAUAUGCCCCUUUACAUCUGGCCGUGCGACGCUCGACCUACUUUUCUCUUACAGGCUCCGAAUCCCACGAAGAAGUUUUUACCGAGGCACUUUUGAAAGCUGGUGCGGACCCGAACAAGGUGACAAGUACCGGACAGGCACCUAUUCAUCUCAUCAAUCCAUGGAACGCCGAGCUUGUACGUGUUCUAGUAAAACAUGGAGCAGUGAUUAAUCAAAUAAACAACCAUGGCCGUACCGCAUUACUAGAACUUUUGUAUCAACUGGUACGAAACGGGCGCAGUAGCAUCCCGAGGCAUGAGUUAGUAGCAGAAUCGUUGAAUGCGCUGCUGGACUUCGGGGCCGACCCAUCUAUCAUGGACAAAUUUGACAAUGGGGUUUUCCACUACAUUGUGAAAGCAUUGCAUGUUUUGGAUCAUGAGUGUUAUCUUCCUCUUGUGGAAAAGCUGUUACAAAGAGCUGAUUUGGGUCUCCUCAACCGCCCAAAUAUGGACGGAGACUCACCUAUACACGGUUAUGGAACACUAGGAUCCUUGGAAAUCCUGAAGCUGAUGAUCCGCGCCGGUAUGUGUAUUGAUGCUCGAGACAAACGUGGCGAUACUGUCUUACAUAUGAUGCAAUGCAAAUAUGAUACAUCUACCGCAGAUUUGAACAGACUUGUUGCCAUUGGUGCUGAUCCAAACGCAACGGGACGGGGUGGCCAGUCACUUUUCCGGGCCGCUAUUGGAUUGUGCAAACCAUUGGAUUGGCUUAAAUAUGUGCUGAAGAUCAACACUGCGCCAUUUCCCGUUGAUGAUGAUGGAAAUACUAUUCUGCAUCAUAUUUCCAAAUGUUAUGGAGAGACACUUGAGUUGGUUUGUGAUCUUGUCGUACCAGCUGGAGCAAAUCCUUUAGCUAAAAACAGGCAUGGGCAGUCUGUCUUUCAUACUAUGGCGUCCAGGAAUGCACGAGCUGUUCUGAAUAGCCCACAUUUCGAGGAAUUGGAUAUUAAUGAACAAGACGUUGACGGAUUCACGCCACUGCAUUAUAUACGCAGUGAAACGCAUGUGGCAGAACUUUUGGAUAAAGGUGCCGAUAUUUCCAUCAAAGCAAAGAACGGCAUGUCACCUUUGCACUGUGCAGCAAAAGCAGGAGCGGCUUGCGCCGUGGAGCUUCUCAUCAGCCUAUAUCGAGGACACUCUACGCUAUCUCAGGAGAUAAAUGCGCUGGGAGAUGGAAAAUCACCUCUGCACUAUGCCUGUCAAGCUGGAUCAUAUACGACUGUGGCUGUUUUGCUGAGAGCUGGUGCAGACCCCGGUGUCGUUGACCCGGAGGGGUGGACGCCUCUUCAUAUGUUAUCUAAAUUUAUACCCACGAAACCAUGGUCUGAUGUGGAACCCAUUACAUCUCGUACACCGGAGAUUGUACAGAUGCUUGUUCGUCAAGGCAUAAACUUGGACGCUACAGUCACGCAUAUGCUCGACGGCAAACAGCCCCCAGUGCGGGCUACUGCGCUGGAUUUGGCGGUAGAUGCAAAACGAUGGGAGCUAGUUCGUGAACUGAUAGCUUGUGGAGCCAUUGUGCCGGAGAAGUAUAGAGAUUCCGAAGAGUUUCUUCUUAAUACUGAUAAAGAAUUGGCUCUUGUGGUUGCCCAGAAGAUGGAGGCAAAGCUGGCGGAAGAGAUAUCAGGUCUAUCAGAACAAGAAAGAUCUAAGAGGCGCUAUCACAAUCAUAUGUGGCGUGGUCGCUGGUCUUCUGCGUAUGAACCCGAAUCAAAGGUUGAGGGUUGGAUUCAUAGCCCAGAAGUGAUCUUCACCCCACGGAAGUAUGCUAAUGGUGUAUCAAUACCAGAGCGCUAUGUUUUUGGAGCGCCUCUGGCGGAAUACGAGUUCGAUAUCAUAAAGGAAUACUAUGCUCACAAGGGUGAUAUAUUCGAUGAUCCUGAAAACAUUGACGGUUUCAUGAAAGUGUUGGUUUCCGAAGGGUAUGAGUCGCUCUUGAGAUACUUCAUGGGGAAUCGUCUUCAUCGUGAAAAUCCAACCAAGCCUGAUGGUGAAGGGAGGACAAAGCUACCUGGACUUACCCUGCUAGGAACAUGUUGCUCCAAUACCUCUCCAUCUAUGCAUAUUAUAGAAUGGCUGGUUGAUGAGAUUGGGGUGGACAUUGAUGGGAAACAUGCCGACCAGAGCAUUCCGCAUACCUAUUACAACGCUCCAUUGCAUAUACUUGCUAAAGGAUGCUCAUUUUGGCACGUUGAAGCCGCGAAAUAUCUCAUUUCGAAGGGAGCAAACGUUGACGUGCGAAAUACAGGAGACCAAACGCCGUUGUGCAUCGCGCUAGACGAAUCUGAGAGACGCGGGCGAUGGAACUUGGACUUUGCUCGGCUGCUCCUGGAAUGUGGUGCGAAUACCGACGUAUUUCACACGUCCAUUUUCGGUCGGAUCAAAGACCCACGGCUCGUACAGUUGGUUGCGGCGUCUGGUGUCGAUAUGUCGCGACAUAGCCACUGUUUAUCUGAUAAUAUCAUGCACUCGAUGCUUCCAGAGACAGUCAAGGCGCUUCUUGAUGCUGGUGCAGACCCGAAUGACUUUCUUGAAGGGGAAUCAUAUGACAGUGACGAUGGUAACUCGGAUGAAGUGGAUGGCGAGCAAAUCGACAAAAUUGAAACUGUAGCAUCAUUCGAUGCUCGAUAUGCUCUGCACGAGGCUGCAUCUAGAAGAUCCAUAGAUGAUCACGAUGACUAUCCACUCGAGAAUCGAGUAACUGUAAUUAGCUUGCUACUUUCGUCUGGAACGAACCCGUUUCUGACGUAUAGCGAUGGAAGCUUUAUCCUACAGCAGAUUGUGAGAGACCGCGGCUUGGCGAAGCAGUGUCUAUCUAUGAUGAAAGAACAUAAGCCAGAUCACAGGGGACGAUAUGGCCGCACACUUAUUAUUGAAGCAAGUAUACCGGGUGCACAACGUUUUGCACCCUAUGAAUACGAUUACAGAGAUAACGACGAAAAGAAGAAGGAGAUUACGGUUAUGGGCGACGUCAUAAAGCUUUUGGUGGACUUGGGGGCUGAUAUUACACUAGCCGAUGACCGGGGCCGGACCGCUCUACACUGGAUGUGUACUCAGAAAGUGCCAUUUGACCUAGAGGCUAAAGAGGCAUUCAAGGCACUCUUAGCGAAGAACCCGCAAAUCGUUGAGAUUGCAGAUAACGAAGCCAAUACGCCGCUUGCCCUUGCACUAGGCUCAUACUCAAACAAGCAUGCUUCAAUGGACUUUGCCAUCCGAGAGUUGGUUGCAGCAGGGGCAGAUACAAGCAUAUUACAACCAAUAAGCGGCAACUCUGUGCUACACCGUGUAGCACAAUGGCUCACCAAAGAGGGGCGGGAGACAGCUGGCGAAGUCAAAGCACUGUUCAGUGAUCUGGCCCCUUUGUUGGAUAUAAACAUGCGAAAUAAAGCAGGAGAAUCGGCUUUAGCGAUAGCCCUCGCAACACCCUUUCCUCCACCUGGCGAAUUCCACUCAUCAACGAACCCAGAUUGUGUGGAAACGUCUGCCGUGGCGGCGAUAGAGCUUCUAUUAGGUCUAGGGGCAAAGGUAGACACCGUUGACGCAAAGGGUCGUGGCCUAUUGCAUGUUACCGCCGAACGGCCUAUCAAUGAGGAGCGGAGCCACAGCUGGCGUGAAGAGAGUAUGAUUGAGAAGACCUUUGUGAAACUGCUUGACCUAGGUCUUGAUCCGCAUCUAGAAGACAAUCAGCUACACACUCCAAUUGACAUUGCCGUUGCUAGGGACUUGGACGGGGUGGUGAAACUGUUUAGUGAGGAGGGCCGGCGUGCGGCGGAAGAACGCAAAGUGAAACGCGAGAGUACUGAGGAUAGUAGUACUAGCCAGCGCAAGAGCUCUCAUUCGGAUACUGACGAUGAUGGCGAACAUGACGAAUAA